AUGCUGAGAAAGUAGAAUGAGGGUUUUGUGAUAAAAAUGGGAAUUUAAAAUUAAAAAAUGAAAUAAUAUUACUUAUAUAAAUUAAUUUAAAGCGCAGGAGGUUUUUUUAACUAAAAUGGGAUAAAAACAGGUUAUUAGUCUUAUUAAUAGGCAAGUAUAAAAAUGGAAGAAAAGUUGAAAAUUGUGUAAAAAAAUUUAGGGAUUAAAAAUUGUAAUUAUCACUAUAAUUAUAUCUAGGGGAAGAAAAUAAUAUGAUGAAAAUGGAUUGA
Molecule: messenger RNA, 269 nt
Organism: Paramecium sonneborni
Lineage: Eukaryota; Ciliophora; Oligohymenophorea; Peniculida; Parameciidae
Source: the annotation of a GenBank genome assembly